AAACAGGUAUACGGAAAGGCUGAGAUCAUUAAAAUUUGUGCCACAGCAGAGCACUCCCCCUUGAAGGCUACAGGACAGCCUAAAGACAUUUGAGUGCGUAUAGAGGAAGCAGCCGCACAGCAAACACUUGUUUGUCUGCAGCUAUUGGAUACCCUUCUCUUCUUUUCUUAGAUUUAAGCAGGUGAACAGCAACAAUGGCAUCAGGUGUUCGGAUCGAUGACUGCAUCACCGCUGCGUUUCAAGAGAUAAAACUUAGGAAGUCUAAGAAGAAGGCCCUUUUCUUUUGUUUCACUCAAGACGAGAAAUUCAUUACUUUGGACAAGGAAAAAGAAAUCCUUGUGGACUACAAGGGGGAUUUUUUCCAGAUUCUAAAAUCAAUGUUCCCUGAGAAAAAAUGCUGUUACGCCUUGAUUGAUGUUAAUUAUUCCACGGGGGAAGCAACAAAACAGGAUCUCCUCUUUGUGAUGUGGACUCCUGAAUGUGCAACUGUCAAACAAAAAAUGCUUUUUGCUAGCUCUAAGUCAUCAUUAAAGCAAGUCUUUUCAGGUGUCCAAAAGCAAUGGGAAAUUCAGUCUCGCGAAGAUCUAACUAUUGAACAGCUGGCCGAAAAACUUUCAAGCGGCAAAAUUAAAUGCCUGGAAGGACAGAAUUUAUAGAUACCAAGUGCCACUAAUGUCUUCUAAACAGCCUGAAGUUAUUUAACAUUGCUAAAGCAGUGCACAUGGCAAAAAUUACUUGAUCAUUUACUUUAAUUUUUACAAAACCAAAUAGAAAAUAUUUUUUAAGACGAAUCUACGGUAGCUUUCUACCUAUUAACCUAUUCAUGUAUAAGACUGUCUUGUAGUUCAGAGACAUAUUAUGAACUUUUUUUUUUUUUUUAAAUUUUCAAAACUUUAAAACUCUGUAAGGAUACAGUAUUUUCAUGGAGAAUAUAUCAUAAUUUGACUCAAAUUCAGCACCUUCUGUUAAGUUUCAGCAUUUCCCAGGCAACUAUUGAUUUUGUGAUCAAACACAUAAGUUCAGUGACAUAUAUACAGCCAUAUAGCAACAGAGCAACUUUUUGCAGCUAAAUACAUUUUUUAUGGUUUUCUUUGGGAAACUCAAAAUAGGCUACAAAGUAAUGUGCAGACUGUCCCUACAGGAAACAACUAAAUCUGUUUGUGGCUUCGACAACUCAUUAGGAGUUAUUUAUGACCCCAGGAGGUGUAAGUGUCCCCACUCACUGCACUCUGCACCAAGCGCUGGAUAAAAAUUCUGCCGAUCAGCGAUGAGUGUAGCGUCCUUCCCCUCGUACCUUGCGAGGCAGGAUCAGUUGGAGGGUGGGAGGCCACACUAGAUUCCUGAGGAUGUUUACAAAACACCCCACACAGUGGGCAAAGUGCAAAAAACUGUCUGUUUGCAGACUUUUUUUGCACUUAAUACACUGUGUGUCGGAUUGUAAAUCAACCCUAUUGCCUUAAAUUACAAGUCAUUUAGUUUGCACUGGCGCUAUUGUUUUCAUAAGACGAUAUACAGUAUGUUCUGUUAAUAAAGGUGAGGUGAUGUGCAUUUUCAAA
Messenger RNA from Xenopus laevis (African clawed frog), 1556 nucleotides. RefSeq names its product destrin, actin depolymerizing factor L homeolog (gene dstn.L). Gene Ontology annotation, cellular component: nucleus; actin cytoskeleton. The transcript has 4 exons. Lineage: Eukaryota; Metazoa; Chordata; Amphibia; Anura; Pipidae. Bases 195 to 656 code for a protein of 153 amino acids. The record is from RefSeq and is a predicted model, not a curated record. Gene Ontology annotation, biological process: actin filament depolymerization. Gene Ontology annotation, molecular function: actin binding.